Anopheles merus is the source of this 723-nucleotide messenger RNA. RefSeq lists its product as uncharacterized. The transcript is spliced from 2 exons. The record is from RefSeq and is a predicted model, not a curated record. The coding region runs from base 1 to 723 and encodes 240 amino acids. NCBI's taxonomy places the organism in Eukaryota, Metazoa, Arthropoda, Insecta, Diptera, Culicidae.
AUGAAAAAGCAAAGCCAAAACGAAGUGUGCACGGUAAUUUCGUUAAACAAUAUCGUUCCGAAAUGGUGGAUAGAUCUUACCGUAGAUAAUAUUACAAUGCGUUUCGAAGUGGAUACAGGAUCACCGCUAACCAUUAUUGGAAAACAAUGCUACGAGAAAUACUUCAAAAACAAACCUCUUCAAAAAUGCAAUGUCGAACUCGUGAGUUACACAAACAAUGCAAUCGAAGUGCUUGGCACAAUAAAAGUAAAAGUCGAUAAUGAAAUGCUUUCGCUCUAUGUGGUGAAUCUCAUGAAACGACCAUUACUUGGUAGAGAAUGGUUAAAUGCGGUGCCCGAUUGGAAUAAUUGGUUACAGAAGUAUACCGACGUUUUCGAUCCAAAUUUAGGCAAAAUAUCGGGAGUACAAGCACACCUGACCCUCAAAGAAAACGCACAGCCAAUCUUCUUGAAAGCACGACGUGUUCCGUUCAACUUGAUCGAUGCUGUGGAUCAAGAGCUUGACAAGCUUGUUGCAGAGGACGUGCCAGAAGAAGUACCAACCAGCAAAUGGGCAACGCCGAUUGUACCGGUGCGGAAGGCAGAAGGUAAAGUACGAAUUUGCGGAGAUUACAAGCAAACUGUUAAUCAAAAGUUGCAGGUUGAUCAACACCCAUUACCAACUGUAGAAGAGUUGUUUGCGUCCCUAGCUGGUGGUAAACGGUUUUCGAAAAUCGAUUGUUGA